AUGUCGAGUAACCCUUUCGUCUUCUUGAUCCAGGUAAGAAAGCAUUUUGACAAAUGUUACAAAAGUAACGAAACCUGUCUUGUAGUGCUGCCAUGCCCAGGCCAAGUAAUCGCUGGGGUUCAGGAAAAAAUAUCGACAUUUGAAGAUACCAUUACUAGUCUUCAACUAAAGGUGGACGACCUCGAAAAUAGAAGCAGGAGAUCAAAUUUAAUUAUUUAUGGCAUUCCGGAAGGAGAAGACGAGAGAGCUAAUGACCUAGAUUUAAAAAUAUCCGAAAAACUUAUUAAAGGUACUCUCGGUGUCACGAUCUCAGGAGUUGAGAGAAUGCAUCGCUUAGGCACUAAAACAGAAAACAAAACGCGACCUGUUAUCCUCAAGUUACAAUGUUUUGUGGACAAGGCGAAAAUAAUGAAAAACUGCUACAAGCUUAAGAAUUCCAAUGUGUCUGUUGGCGACGAUUUUUCACUCCGUGUGCGUAACAUUCGAAAGAAACUUUGGGAGAGCAGCAAGAGCGACCGAGAUAAGGGUGAAAAAGUUACACUUGUGUACGACAAGAUUAAGAUCAAUGGCCAAGUGUACGUCUGGGACGAACACAAACAAGCCAGAGUAGUCACGGGAAAGAAACCUUUCGUCCGAAAGGCAAGAAACUGA
Messenger RNA from Rhipicephalus sanguineus (brown dog tick), 651 nucleotides. RefSeq lists its product as uncharacterized. Bases 1 to 651 code for a protein of 216 amino acids. The transcript has 2 exons. The record is from RefSeq and is a predicted model, not a curated record. NCBI's taxonomy places the organism in Eukaryota, Metazoa, Arthropoda, Arachnida, Ixodida, Ixodidae.